Molecule: messenger RNA, 966 nt
Organism: Phlebotomus argentipes
Lineage: Eukaryota; Metazoa; Arthropoda; Insecta; Diptera; Psychodidae
Exons: 3
Coding region: 504-950 (148 amino acids)
Biological process (GO): regulation of synaptic transmission, cholinergic; sleep; positive regulation of voltage-gated potassium channel activity
Source: RefSeq, a predicted model, not a curated record
UUCCGGUUUGAUCCAAAUUUAUCGGCCACGCAUCAAACCUUUAUUCCAGCACCAAACAGACUCUCUCAUUAUGGAUUCAGCUCCAAACACUUCCAGUCAGUAUUGAGCCUCAUCUUCGGCACUCAACAGCUCGUGAGACGCUGCUCUGGACUUUCACAUUUCCCGAACAGCCGCCCAAUUUCACGAAGAGACGCUGGGGCGUCCAAUUAAGGCAAGGACGAAGGUGCGAUAUUUCCUCGAGUGUUGCUUUAUCAUUGGCAAACGUUUGCUCUCCGUGAUAAGGCCAUUAUAAUAAAUGUGAUGAAAGUGCUACUGACUCUGAGAAUCACUUGGCUGUCUAGUGUGGAGGAGUAUUUUUAACCACAUGACCGUACGCUUGAUCACCUGCAAAGGCCCCCAAAGACCAUAAAGCUGCUGAAGUGCCAUAGUGACCAAUUGAGUGCCUUUCUGCGUAUUAUUAUUUCUACCAUCAGUGCAUAGAAGAGAGAAUAAACAGCUCGAAAAUGUUUGUGAUAAGUCCAUCGAAAAGCUUGCUUUUAAUCGUCGUUCUAAUUGUGACCUCAUCUGUCAAAGACACAUCGGCCAUCAAAUGUUACCAGUGCAAUUCGGCGGUGGACGUUGGAUGUGAUCUCGUGGAUACUUUGCAGGCUGACAGAUUCACCCAUUUCUACAAGGAGUGCAAUCAAUCCUACGAAGGCAACGAGCCGUUCUGUCGCAAGAUUGAGUUUGAACUGCUCGAUCGCGAAGUGGAGGAGAGAAGGAUCUUGAGGAUCUGCGGCUGGAUUCCCUCGAACAGACGACGAUCCUGCGUGGAAUUCACGACAGACAAUCACUACCAAAUGGAGUGUGAGUGUCACGACGAUGGCUGCAAUGUGUCCUCGCAGCUUAGCGUGUCCCUUUUCGCGCUGGCAUCGACAGUCUUUGUAUUCUUUCUCAGGCUUAGGCAAUAAAUUAAUCAAGUGAAUC